CGGGCCGCCGGAUCCCGACACCAUGCUCGAUCCAGGUGAUGGGCCGCCCCGGGCGGAGCAAGUUCUGGGUGAAGAUGCCCUGAAGGAGCCAGAUGGCUGCGUAAGCUCUGAGGUUGGGAUGCCAAUCAGUGGGGACCUUCCUGCAUUAGUCCAGCAGUUUGUGGAGGAGAAAAUUCAGACCACAAUGCUGACAGGAAUGAUGAUUGGAGCACUUGUUGCCAUCCUUAUCGUUGUAAUCAUUGUAUUCUUCAUCUACAGAAGAAUGAAGCAGUCGAGACAACAGCAGCAGGGUGUGCCCCGAUACAGAUUCCGAAAGAGAGACAAAGUGAUGUUCUAUGGACGAAAGAUCAUGAGAAAGGUGAAGCUCUCUACUUCAUCGCUGGUUGGAAACAACAUGCCUCGUCAGAGGUUGAGGAAGAGGCAGAAGGUACUGAACCUGGCUAGAAGGAUCCUCCGGCUCAAGAAGGAGCCUCCAAUACUGCAGCCAAAGGAGCCUCCCUCCUCGUUGCUCGAGGCUGAUCUGACUGAAUUUGAUGUGAAAAAUUCCCACUUGCCCUCUGAGGUUCUUUAUAUGCUCAAGAAUGUCAGGGUAUUGGGACACUUUGAAAAGCCACUGUUCCUGGAAUUGUGUAAGCACAUGUUCUUUGUGCAGCUUCACGAAGGGGAGUACAUCUUCCGUCCAGGAGAACUGGAUGACAGCAUCUAUGUGGUACAGGAAGGGAGGCUGGAACUCUGCAUCAGCGAGAAUGAUGGCACUGAAGUUGUGGUGAAAGAAGUGUUGCCAGGUGACAGUGUGCACAGUCUCCUCAGUAUCCUGGAUGUCAUCACGGGUUACCCUGCUCCUUAUAAAACUGUCUCCGCCCGAGCCCUAUGCACAUCCACUGUUCUGCGUUUGCCAGCCAGUGCUUUUCAGUCAGUCUUCCAGAAGUACCCGGAAACCCUGGUCAGAGUGAUUCAGAUAAUCAUGGUGCGCUUGCAGAGAGUGACCUUCCUGGCUUUGCAUAACUAUCUGGGCCUGACCAAGGAACUCUUCAAUUCGGAGAGCCAGGCCAUUCCAUUACUAUCCUUGUCCAGCAUCUCCGUGUCCAGUCCCAGCAAAGUGCUCAAGCGGCAACUCAGUAUCCCAGUGGUGGAGGAAGAUAAUUGGAGAAAGCAAAUAGAGCUGGCGACUUUCCAGUGCACGACCUUGGCAAAUACCAAGUUCACGAGGAGGUGGAUGACCAUCUCAUCUGCACCACAGCCACGUUGUGGGCAGUAUGUGGUGGGAUUGAGACUCGGACUUUGCAUGAAGGAUGUGGCGGAGAGGGACCCCUCACCACCAGCCAAGCAUGGUCUUGGAGGACUAACUAAUAGUAAAUCUGACAUGAAUAUUACGUAUGAAAAAGCAAGGGUCAAUCUGUCAACAGAGGAGCCUUGUUCCAGUCCUGUCAUGUCUGCCAUUAAGUCUUGUGUGAAGAAGAGUGUUACCAUGAUGGAGCAGCCAUCUAUUUACCACUAUAUUGAGGGUGAAGAGAACACUGGCAUGAUCAACAAUCAUAAACAACAGAUCUUAGAGGCUGCUAAGAAGGACCUCCUGACUUUGAUGAAGCUAGAUGAUCCAUCACUGCUGGAUGGUAGAGUGACUCUUCAACAAGUUAAAGCUGGAAUGGUUGUGGCAAGGCAAGGUGACCAGGAUGUCAGCAUUCAUUUUGUGGUCUCAGGGCUGUUGCAUGUUUACCAGCGAAUGAUUGACAGGGAAGAGGAGAAUUGCCUGUUUGUUGCUCAUCCGGGAGAGGUUGUGGGGCAGCUGGCUGUGUUAACCGGAGAGCCACUUAUCUUCAGCAUCAAGGCUCAAAGGGACUGCACCUUCCUGUGUAUCUCCAAAUGCCACUUCUAUGAAAUAAUGAGGGAGAAACCUAAUGUGGUAUUACCUGUGGCUCAUACUGUAGUGAGGAGAAUGUCUCCAUUUGUAAGACAGAUCGACUUUGCCUUGGACUGGAUGGCAGUGGAAGCUGGGCGAGCAGUGUACAGGCAAGGAGACAGAUCAGAUUGCACAUUUAUUGUAUUGAAUGGUCGGCUCCGAUCAGUUAUCAUGAGAGACGAUAAGAAGAAAGAGCUGGCAGGAGAAUAUGGGCGUGGUGACCUCAUUGGAGUGGUAGAAGCCCUUACUCGACAGCCCUCUGCCACUACUGUACAUGCAGUGAGAGACUCGGAACUGGCCAAACUUCCUGAGGGAGCUUUGAACUCCAUCAAACGUAGAUACCCACAGGUGGUUACACGACUCAUUCAUCUGUUGGGCCAGAAGAUCCUGGGCAACCUGCAGCAAGUCAGUGGUCCGUUAGCAGGACGUGGCUUGGGAAUUCACACUGUGAGCAACAAAUGGGAAUUGGUGGGGAACCCUGCCAGUAAUCUCUCCACGGUGGCCAUUCUGCCGGUAUCCGAAGACGUUCCCAUUACUACCUUCACCCUGGAACUCCGGCAUGCACUCAGUGCCAUAGGUCCUGCCUUGCUGCUGAAUAGCGAUGUCAUCAAACAGCGCCUUGGAUCAACUGCUUUCGACAGUAUCCAUGAGUACCGACUGUCAAGCUGGCUAGCACAACAGGAAGAUAUCCAUCGAAUUGUGUUGUACCAGUCUGACAGCAGCAUGACUCCCUGGACCCAGCGCUGUAUCAGACAGGCUGACUGCAUCCUCAUUGUUGGACUGGGAGAACAGGAGCCAACUGUCGGAGAGCUGGAGCGCAUGUUGGAGAAUACAGCUGUGCGAGCCCUCAAGCAACUUAUCCUUCUCCAUAAAGAGGAUGGGCCGACGCCAUCACGCACCGUUGAAUGGCUUAACAUGAGGAGUUGGUGCUCGGGUCACCUUCACCUCUGCUGUCCGCGCCGAAUCUUCUCUCGCAAGAGGCUGCCUAAACUGCUCGAGAUGUACGAAAGGAUCUGUCAGAAGACACCUGACCGUCACUCAGACUUCUCCCGUUUGGCUAGGAUCUUGACAGGGAAUUCCAUUGCACUGGUGCUGGGAGGUGGAGGGGCAAGGGGUUGUUCUCAGGUGGGGAUUAUCCGAGCGAUGCAUGAGGCAGGUAUCCCCAUCGACAUGGUGGGUGGGACCUCCAUCGGCUCUUUCAUGGGAGCGCUCUAUGCAGAAGAAAGGAAUGCAAAUCGCAUGAGGAACAGAGCACUUCAGUGGGCCAAGGAAAUGACAAAUGUUUUCAAAAAAGUGCUGGAUUUGACGUAUCCAAUCACUUCCAUGUUCUCAGGAUCUUCUUUUAACAGAAGUAUUAACAACAUCUUUGAGGACAAGCAGAUAGAGGACCUGUGGAUUCCUUACUUCAAUAUCACUACAGAUAUAACAGCAUCUGCCAUGCGGGUUCAUACUGAUGGGUCCCUGUGGCGAUACUGUCGAGCCAGCAUGUCCCUCUCAAGUUACCUACCUCCUCUUUGUGAUCCAAAGGACGGACACCUGCUCAUGGAUGGCGGAUAUAUCAACAACCUGCCAGCUGAUGUUGCCAGAUCAAUGGGUGCAAAGGUCGUGAUCGCAAUAGACGUCGGCAGCCAGGAUGAAACCGAUCUAACAAAUUAUGGAGACUCGCUGUCUGGCUGGUGGUUGCUAUGGAAACGGCUUAAUCCUUGGGCAGCAAAAGUGAAGGUUUUGGGUAUGGCAGAGAUCCAAACUCGCCUGGCUUACGUUUGCUGCGUACGGCAGCUGGAGGUAGUGAAGAACAGCGACUACUGCGAGUAUAUUCGACCCCCAAUUGAUCGCUACGGAACGCUGGAGUUUGGGAAGUUCAAUGAAAUUGCAGAAGUGGGGUACCAGCAUGGGAAGACGCUCUUUGAGCUAUGGAACAGAAAUGGAGUCAUCGACAAUAUGCUGAAAGACCGGCCCAUCGACAACGUUGCCAAGACACGACCCUCAGAUGUAACAUGUCCAAACACCACCUUUACUGAUCUGGCCGAGAUAGUAUCCAGAAUCGAACCUGCUAAAAUACUUGCUGUGGAUGAUGAGUCUGACUACCAGACAGACUAUGAAGAGGACGCUUUCGACACCGAGAGGGAAGACUAUGAUGGUGUCCCUAGUGAGCAGAAUGAAGAUGAAGUCUCUAACAGUGAUGAAGAGAAUGGAUUAAGGCAGAGGAAACCCAUUUCUGGAGCUCCAAGCACUGUGGCCUGAUGGAAUGAGCCAUCAACCUCGUGAAGCUGCAUCCCACAUAGCUUAGGGUUUACUUGUUUUGAAUUCUGAUGUUCCUCGCCCUGCUGCCUUUUAUGUUAAUUGUCACCGGUUGGACAUUGUGACAUUCUGGGGGAGGAAUGGAGGUCACCAUGAAAAUGUUACCUCCACAUCAACUAACGAUUAAUGUGUGUGUGAAAUGGAGGCCUUGGGGAUAGUUCCAUAACCUAAAUGUAUAUAGUUUUCCAGAUCAUUUCAAGACCUUACAAGAUUACCUCACUUUCCAACACCACCAACAGAUUGUUGCCAGAAGAGUCAAAAUGACUCAUUCAGCACUUUAAAUUGCUGCAUCCUUCUCCCUGUAGUGUUAUAAUGUAGAGUGUAAACUCAUCUGCCAAGGUAGCUGUGCUUUAAAUGCAAAGUCCAACAGGAUUUAGAUUUGCCUUACAAUGCACUGCUGCAGCUGAAGGAGCAGUAGAGUAGUGAUGGGGAAGAUUUGUUGGCCUUUGUUCAACAUACCGGAAGCCUCUAAUUCCUCCGUCCCUAUGGAGUACCCACUUCCCUCUUGCCUGGACUGCAGGGAAAUGAAAUGAGUCACUCCCAGACCUGUCUCAUCCCACACAGCUGCUCUUAAAAACACUGCCCUUUAAAACACUGCCCUUUUAUUUCGUUGUCUGUAGUCUUUUUCAGUUUGAAAUGACUGAGCCAUGUCGGACUGACCUUCUCACUCUCUCUCUGCUGCAUCGAGAAUUGAACCAUGCUUCCUUCCCUUUGGCUUUACUCUAUGUUUGCUUCCAGUGAGGCAACACAAGUCAGUGGGUCCUGGAUUAAAGGGAACGGUUCAUAUUCCACCCCCACCCCCCCCCCCCCCCACCCAAGCCCCCUGUGAUCUCACAGUUCUAGUCUUACAGCUCGCUACCAUGACACUGUGACUGCUGUCAAAAAAAGUGACACACAGCAGAAUCUGCCCAUCGCCCAACUCUUGCCUCUCGAAUGUGUACUGGAAGACUGUAGGAGCUUGCUCACACUCACACUGCCUGGGGUGUUGCCUGGGGUGUUACCUGGUCAGCUUCUAUGAUCAAGGAGGUGUCACGUGAUCUGCUGUUAGUCUCAUUCCCAAUGUCUCCCUCUCCCCACCCAUCCCCUUACUCCUUGGAAGCGAUCACAGCCAGCUCGAGGACCCUCUAAACCCAGCCCUGUGGCCCAGUUUAAAUAUUAAGUCAAUGAGCCCAUGCUCAUGGUUUACAGAUGAACCCUAGAGUGACCCUCACCCUAUAAUGUUUGAAGCUCCUUGCUUCCCCUAUGUCUUCCAUCCUCCCCACCCAACACCGGAGCAAGUGGAAUGGGAACUAUGCAGAUUCAGGCACCAGGACAAACACUGCCUAUCAGCCCGUCUCUCCCCAGCAAGGAAGGGUAGGCUUCAGAUGGGCUGAAUACAGCUUAUGUUUGAGGCAUUGUCCUAGGCCCUCGUGGUUUAAAGGAGUAUUUCCAAAGUAAGCAGUUUCUUGGAGGAGUGGUUGUAUGUAAAAUGGAGGUGACGGGUUAGUUUCCCAGUUGAUGCCCUCACCGCUGGGUGUCCUUACAUUGGCACAAGGGCAAUGCUGCCCACCACAGUGUGAGAUCCUGUGCGGGCAGAUGGGCACAAUUCACCUUUAACUCCGGAUCAGCUCAACCCAGACUUGAGUUGGGGUCAGUUGACUGAAUAACGCGAGCAAAAUAUGAGGAGUCCAAAGAGCAGUGCGACUAAUUGGCAGACUCAACUCUGCUCUGAUGCCUCAUUUCCGCUGGGUCCUCUCCUUAUCUAACCGUGCCCCGCAGCCAGAUCAGCAGCUGCAGACUAAUCAUUCAGUGUGUGAACUGCUGUAGCAUUGUGCAGCAUCUCAGUGAAUCAAUAGCUGGGAAUCUACCUCAUACCACAGCCAGUAUGAAACACUGGGGGUUAGUUCCCCCUCAGUCACUCCUGGUGUACUCAUGCAUUCACCCACUUCACGUGGCAAAUAUUGCCCAGAGACUUCAACGUCUUCUCUAAUCCCUCAGACUCCCCACACUCAUCUGAAUCGACUGGGCUGGCGAGUGCUGUUGCAGCCAUUAGCUCCGCCAACCAUUCCACCCCCCAACAGCAGUGCACACCAGUAAUCUACUCCACUCUUCCCUCGGACAGAAUGGCCCACAGCAUCUGCUUCUGUUCCCCUUGCUUUGGAACCUCCAGUUGAUGGGGGCAGAGAGGGGAGCUCCCUUUAUCACAAUGCUACCUGCACCUUAAAGCAACAGACAUCCCACUGCAGCUUUCCCUGGUUCCUUAGAAGCUGGAAAUUAGCCUGUGGAUAUUUUGCCAGUGGGACUGAGUGAAAGAUGUGUUUACCUUCCAGCUCUGAGAUUUACAGUGUGCUGGGACUGAGUGCGUCUAUGCAGAUAUCACACUGAGACAACUGUUCAUCUUCUGUCACAGGAGCCCGUUGAAUAUGAUGAAGCAGCAGGGAGUCUUGGCAAUGAUAUCACUUGUGCGUAUAUUAGUUUUUUUUAAAUGCUGAAAGAUAGCACUAAAAUCUACACGUGAGCCUUUAAUGGUGUCUCCUGGCAGGGCACCACUCUGUCAGGUGGGAGGGGAAUGUCAUGUUGGACAACUCACGUCUCUGCAACACAUAAUCAGAGUCUUAAAACAAGUGAAAAGCUCAAUGGGAGCGGUAAACACGCCAAACAAAAAGCCAAAAAGACUGCUUUGUGAAGCACAGUCGCAGGGAAUUUGUGUUCUCCUUUGCGGCCACCCCAGUCUGAGUGGGGUAAAGGAAUUGUUUUUAUUUUGUUGCAAUAAUCAAUGCAAUAUUUAUCGUUAUUGAAUCUUAGCUGGUGCAGAGAUUGGUGGUCAUUAACUGGUGUCUCGUGCCUUGACGGUGGAAAAAUGAACCCCCUCUCAUUCAAGGCUGGUCACAAAAUACAAAGUUCCAACCUGUGCACAUUCUGCCAAUUAUGGAUUAUAGAACAUUUAAACUUUUUAAUUGAUUUAUGUCAAAUAUUUUGCUUUUCUUUCUAUAAAGCAAAAUGUGGUAGGGGAGGGCAUACCAUUGGUUUAGGCAAUGGGUGGGUGGUCUAACUAACUGUGGACCAAACUCCAACGUUAAAGUAAAGAACACAGCCAAGCUUCCGAGAGUGGACCUGCUUUGAUCUUUAUACCCAUAAUAACGUUGUCUGUCCACAUCCUGCCAAAGUGUCUUGAGAGCUUGGUGUCUGUAAUGAGCUGUGCUGGAGAUACGUGGUCCAGUUGCCAACAAGGUAGCUGUCAGGUAUGCCAAUGAGGUGCAAGCUCAGUCCAGGACCCCUGCUGAGGAAGGGCCUGUCUGAUUCUCUUGGUUUACCAUCUGGCACCAUGCAGUGAGCUGAGCCUUGAACCCCUGAGCUCUUCGAUAGCAAACAAUGUGACCUCUGCUGCAGAGAAUGUGCCAGGAUAGAGGGAAGCCUGUUAGUUAUUAGGAAAAGGAUGAGGAUAGGAAAAAGGGGAAUUAAAACACCAGUUAAUGUCCAGCAUACCUCUCAGCUCUUUUAUUGUACUUAACACUCUAUCUAGUAUAAUCUCUGCAAACCCCAGCAAAUAACAUUGUUCCAAUUUGUAACUGCUACUUCAGUUUGAAUGGGAAGAGAUGAAAGUUAUCUGUUAGCUGUAUGACGAUGGACUGUUAGCCCCUUAAACUGUGAGAAUAUUUAUUGUCUUAAUAAAUACCUUGUAUUUUC
Messenger RNA from Pristis pectinata (smalltooth sawfish), 7867 nucleotides. RefSeq names its product patatin-like phospholipase domain containing 7b (gene pnpla7b). NCBI's taxonomy places the organism in Eukaryota, Metazoa, Chordata, Chondrichthyes, Rhinopristiformes, Pristidae. Gene Ontology annotation, molecular function: phosphatidylcholine lysophospholipase A1 activity. Gene Ontology annotation, biological process: lipid metabolic process. The record is from RefSeq and is a predicted model, not a curated record. Gene Ontology annotation, cellular component: endoplasmic reticulum. The coding region runs from base 23 to 4144 and encodes 1373 amino acids. The transcript has 36 exons.